AUGAACAAAAUCAUGAGCCAAGCCACACAAGUAACAACAAGACUCUUACGUAUGCAAAAGGCAAUCACUGAAAAGUUGAAUCCAAUCGUGUUGGAAUUUGAAGACCAAUCACAUAGACAUGCUCACCAUGCUGAAACAAGACAUUCGGGAGGUGCAGGAGAAACUCACUUUGAUUUACUUGUUGUGAGUGAGAGCUUUCAAGGAAAGAGGUUAUUGGAACGUCAUCGUAUGGUGAAUGAUGCUGUUGCUGAGGAAUUUAAGAGUGGUUUGCAUGCUCUUUCUAUUAAAGCCAAAACUCCUUCCGAGCACAACAAGCAAUAGAUUUAUUAUCACUUAGAUGAGAAAAUUAAAUUGGAAUUAAUAUUGAUGAAAGGAAUAGAAAAUUAUUUAGGAUUACAAUCAUCAUCAUACAAUUAAUUAAUUUAUUUUGAAAAUAUUUGGAAAACAACAAUUAAAAGCGAAAAAAGUAAACAGCUUUACUUCUAUC
Naegleria gruberi is the source of this 487-nucleotide messenger RNA. RefSeq lists its product as uncharacterized. NCBI's taxonomy places the organism in Eukaryota, Heterolobosea, Eutetramitea, Acrasida, Naegleriidae. The transcript has a single exon. The record is from RefSeq and is a predicted model, not a curated record. Bases 1 to 321 code for a protein of 106 amino acids.